Molecule: messenger RNA, 187 nt
Organism: Ambispora leptoticha
Lineage: Eukaryota; Fungi; Glomeromycota; Glomeromycetes; Archaeosporales; Ambisporaceae
Source: the annotation of a GenBank genome assembly
UAAUGAUAAAUUUGAUGAACAAUUUAUUGAUUCAGAAAAAGAGAUCAAACAGCAAUUUUUAGAAGCUGACAAAUCAAUCAAAGAAUUACCAAUUACCUCACAAAAACAUGAUAAUGUGAUGUAUACUUCCAAACUUAUCGAUACAAAAGAAAUCGUUUCAAUGGUUGAAAAUUUUGGGAUUAAUUGA